ACACCGCGACUCACCACCGGUAGUAAACUGACCAAAAACAAACGUGACUGUAAACUGAGUGUUUAUUUCAUAAUUAGGUGCGCGCGUGAACAUUAUCGGCAGUAACGGCGCUGUUUUUGCUCCAUCAUGAGUUCGUCAAUGCCGCAGAAGCGUUACUACAGACAGAGAGCCCACUCAAACCCGAUGGCUUACCACACGUUUGACUAUCCUGUGUGUCCUGAGGAGAUGGACUGGUCCGAGCUGUAUGCAGACUUCUUCACUGGAAACCACUCUGACAGAGACACCCCCAGAGUUGAGUUUGCUGACAUUGGAUGUGGAUACGGGGGUCUUUUAGUGGAGUUAUCUCCACUUUUCCCAGAUAAGCUGAUGCUGGGUCUGGAGAAAGUGAAGGUUUCAGACUAUGUUCAGGAUCGCAUCCGGUCUCUGCGUGCCUCAGAACCAGGCAAAUACCAGAACAUCGCCUGCAUCCGCAGCAACGCGAUGAAGUACCUCCCCAACUUCUUCUUUAAAGGACAGCUCAGUAAGAUGUUCUUCCUCUUCCCCGACCCUCACUUUAAGAAGACCAAGCACAAGUGGAGGAUUAUUAGUCCCACGCUUUUGGCAGAGUACGCCUACGCGCUGAGAGUCGGGGGUUUGGUGUAUACCAUCACAGAUGUGGAGGAAGUGCACGUCUGGAUGGUGAAGCACUUCACUGAACAUCCACUGUUUGCACGUGUCCCUGAUGAAGAGCUGGUUGAUGAUGUCAUCAUAAGUCGAUUGGGUACCUGUACAGAGGAAGGAAAGAAAGUGCAGAGAAAUGGAGGGAAGAAUUUUCUUGCAGUUUUCCGGAGGAUUGAGCAUUGGAAUUAGAAACUAGACCAUUUUUGGACAUGAAAUGAACUGAAACAAACACGGAGGACUACGCUGCUCUGUGGAUCUGGAGGCUGUGGUUUGUUCCCCAGCGGAGGAACACUGGUGUUUGUGGGGUUUUUUCUGGUAUGAAUGGACAAACGUUUGCAGGAUUAGUCUAGAGGAUUUGUGUUUUUUUUUUUUGUUAUUUUGCGAAAUUUAUGUAUUUCAUUCCUCAGCUCACAAAAGACACAAGGGGAGGAAAUCAUAAAGUCAUCCCUGUUCAGAGUAGAUCUUGUGAAUUGUAAUGUUUUGCUUUUUUAAAUGAAUUUUUAGAAAGUUUCUUUUGCUAGUGCCAUUUCUGAUUUCCUUUAAAGCUGUAAAUUCUUUUAGUAAAACAAAAAGUCAGUGUUUGGGAUUGGUUCAUUGUAGUGAUGAUCAGUACUUUGUAGGCAUUGAGGAGAGCAGGAACAGGUGAACUGAAUUUGGAAAGACUGUAUGAGAGUUUUGAGUUGCAAUUAUUUUUUUUAGUCUUUCUCACACAAGGACUUGCUUUAUUCAAUAUUCAAGGUUUGUAAAGGACUUCAGGUUUAAAACAUUUUUUUGAUGAUAUAAUUUUGUUGGUUUUGCAGCGCUAAUUGGCACUAUAGGCGGCUGAAUCUGAAAUGGAUUGGUUUAUGGAGUCAUUUGCCAACAGUCUAAAUCCUGCUUGUUUGCUCUGGUCACUGUCCAGUUUAAAAGAUAUACCUGCAUGCUGCAGCACAUUCUGCGAGCAGCAAACUGAGCAGAGAGGAUUCAGAUCAAAGGGAAGAUUGUGACACAAUCACGUUUAAGAUCUCUUUUUGACGAGGCUAGUAAAAUGACUUGUUUAAUUAACACCUGCAUGUCUGAUUGAUUACCAGAAGUUCUCUUUAAUGUCGUUUAAAUAGAAUCCACUUAUUUAAACCACAAAUUGACCACAACUGGUGUUGCUCCUACAUGUUAUGAUAUCCUGAAUAAACCCAUAAU
Molecule: messenger RNA, 1836 nt
Organism: Plectropomus leopardus (leopard coralgrouper)
Lineage: Eukaryota; Metazoa; Chordata; Actinopteri; Perciformes; Serranidae
Gene: mettl1
Product: methyltransferase 1, tRNA methylguanosine
Biological process (GO): RNA (guanine-N7)-methylation; tRNA methylation
Cellular component (GO): tRNA methyltransferase complex
Molecular function (GO): tRNA (guanine(46)-N7)-methyltransferase activity
Source: RefSeq, a predicted model, not a curated record